Messenger RNA from Didymodactylos carnosus, 702 nucleotides. Lineage: Eukaryota; Metazoa; Rotifera; Eurotatoria; Philodinida; Philodinidae. The record is from the annotation of a GenBank genome assembly.
AUGGCUGAAGACGCUUUUGAACUAUUAACCAUCGUUGUAAACGAAUUGAAAGUAAACAAGACUCUUACUCAACUUUCUCUUAGAGCCAUCCGAAUAUCUGAUGGAGGUGAAGCACUAGCAGAAGCACUGAAAGUAAACCACACUCUUACUAAACUUGUUCUUGAACAUAACCAAAUAUCCGAUACAGGCGGUGAAGCACUAGCACGAGCACUGAAAAUAAACAUCACUCUCACUCAACUUGAUCUUAGCAGGAACCAAAUGUCCAAUAGAGGGGGUGAAGCACUAGCAGGAGCACUGAAAGUAAACCACACUCUUACUAAACUUGAUCUUAGCUAUAACCAAAUAUCUGAUGGAGGAGGUGAAGCACUAGCAGAAGCACUGAAAGUAAACCACACUCUCACUCAACUUAAUCUUACCUAUAACCAAAUGUCCAAUAGAGGAGGUGAAGCACUAGCAGAAGCACUGAAAGUAAACCACACUCUCACUCAACUUAAUCUUACCUAUAACAAAAUGUCCAAUAGAGGAGGUGAAGCACUAGCAGAAGCACUGAAAGUAAACCACUCUCUCACUAAACUUGAUCUUAGCAAUAACGAAAUAUCUGAUGGAGGAGGUGAAGCACUAGCAGAAGCACUCAAAAUAAACCACACUCUCACUCAACUUGAUCUUAAAUAUAACGAAAUAUCUGAUGGAGGAGGUGAAUAG